Molecule: messenger RNA, 1691 nt
Organism: Galdieria sulphuraria
Lineage: Eukaryota; Rhodophyta; Bangiophyceae; Galdieriales; Galdieriaceae
Product: maltose alpha-D-glucosyltransferase
Exons: 6
Coding region: 17-1654 (545 amino acids)
Biological process (GO): carbohydrate metabolic process
Source: RefSeq, a predicted model, not a curated record
UGAUGAUCUUAUCGAAAUGUUACCGUAUUUGGAAAGUUUAGGGUUUCGUAAUUUAUAUUUGUUACCACAUUAUGAGUCACCUCUUGCAGAUGGAGGUUACGAUGUGAGUUCUUAUCGAGCUAGAAAGAAUCUGGGUGGUCAGGAAGCUUAUUUAAGGUUUAUGAAAGUGGCAAUUUUGAAAGGUUUUCGAGUAGCUACGGAUGCAAUAUUGAAUCAUACUUCAGUUGAGCACAGUUGGUUUCGACGAGCUAGAAGAGGAGAUAAGAGAUAUCUUGAUUAUUAUUUGAUAAGGAAUGGUAGAAAGAAGAUUGGAGAAGUGGAACGAAAUGGCGAUAUUAUUUGUCGUUAUGAGGAUCCUGAUAAGACCAUUAGUGAGAGAGUUUGUAUAUUUCCGGAUGUGGAUCGCACACAUGGCCUUUUAGUAACCCAAAACAAAGACACAGUUGUACAAUUUUAUCGAAGUUUUUAUCCUUUUCAAGUAGAUUUAGAUCUCCGAAAUGUUUCUGUGUUGGAUGAAAUAUUUCAUAUUUUAGGUGAAGAAGUCAAUCAAGGCAUAUUAGGAAAGAGAAUGGAUGCCAUACCUUAUUGGAUAAAGAAACCAGGAACAAGUGGGGAUUCUUUAAAGGAGACUCAUGUUUUACAUUCUCUUUUGAAGACUUAUUUGAAGCAUCUUUCAUCUCGAGUUGUUAUUAUUCCAGAAGUAGUGAAAAGUGCUUCAUCUGCUGCAUCGUUUAUUGGAAAAGAAAUGCAACUUUUGGGACAACCAUGUAGUUCAGAAGGUGACUUGUUAUUGGCUUUUGAAAUGCAGGCCCAAUUGCGAGAAAUGAAUUACUUACAAACUGUUGUUCCAUUUUGGAAACUAUUUUUUCAGUUGCCUCGAUUACCUUCCAAUGCAGAAUGGCUCAAUUUGUUAGAACAUCAUGAUGAAACCUAUCUUAGUUUCUUCUCAGAUCAAGUGAGACCUUUCAUAGCUUCCUAUAUUGAAGAACAUGGAGGUGUAGUUUAUAAGAAUCAAACGAGUGCUGGUUGCAGAUAUGCCGAUUGUUUGAAUCAUCAUGUUGAGAGAUUAGCAACAGCUAUUUUUACUCUUUAUAUGUGUCCAGGAGUUCCCUUAAUCUACUAUGGCUUAGAGAUUGGAUGGGGAAACAAUCCUUCACAUGCAACUUUUGCACAGCAUUGGCAACAAGAAAUAUUCAAGAAAUUUGAGUUGCAUAUGUCGGAAGAGAAAUGUUUUGAUCCGCGAGAGUUGCAAAGAGGUCCUAUUCCAAAGACUAAGUUUGAGGAAGCUAUGAAUGAGAAGAUCCCAACCAUUGAGUUGAUACGCCGAUUGAAUUAUUUGAGAAGGCAAAGGAAUAGCCUUUCAGCAACUGCUCAGAUACAUCCUGUUGAUUCCGGUCAUAUUUGUUUGUUCAGCAUGAUUCGAGUUGCCAUCGAUGAUGAGCCGUUGUUAUGUGUUGCCAAUCUUUCCAACAAUCAGAUGUGUUUGACUAUUCCUAAUUGGCAACUUAAGCAAUAUCUUUCAAUUGACGAAAUGACGCAUAUUGCUAUGACUGAUUUACUAACGGAACAAAACGUUGUCUUAAUCAAACAGAAGGAAGACCCUCAUUAUUUAUUAGACUUGCCUCCCUUUUCAAGAGCCAUUCUACACAAGUAAAUUAUUCCAUCCCACUCUUACUAUUCCCAGUCAUCGU